AUGGCCAACCUGGCAAAUAAGGCGCUAUGCUCAGCAUCGAGAGCUGCCGCACACAUCUCGCCCGACGCCGUUGCGGCCCAGACGAUUCCGGCUUCACUACGAGCUGCCCGCGCAAGCAAUCCUCAGAACCCUUCAGAUGAUGCUAGUCGGCUUAGAAGCAAGACCACAGUCAACCGUCGACAGCCAUAUUUGGCCGCAAGAGCGCGCGCGACACUGCAUCCCGUACUGCCUUGGCGAUGCGGAGCCCGCGGGGUAUCUCGCGACACCCUCGUGAGCCUGCCUCCGAGAAGCAGAUAUGCCCAGCUGGCUGCUGGACGAGACUUCCAUACGUAUUUCAUCACCCAUCUUCCGUCUUCCUCCCUACAUCCAGACUCCGGGCGAUUUCAUGGGCCCGGCCACAAGCUGCCGCGCGAGGCCUCGGAGCCGCAUACGCCCAGCCCCGGAUCUGCGCCAGCUGUGUCGAUACCAAACAUGCCCAGUCGAGACAUGACAGUCGUGCGAAUCCCCUUGAAGCGAGCCAAGCACCACUUUGGCACUGCCACUGCCCGAGGAAAUCGACCCUACAAUGAAGACGCAGACCAGGCAGGGAUAGUGAACAUGCCUGCUUUUGCAAAGAGGGCACCGACAAGCGUGAAGCAGAAGCCAGGGGAGCCAACAGUGGCGGGCACUGCCCUCGGAGACCCCCAGAUAUUCUACUUUGGGGUCUUCGAUGGGCACGGAGGAGCUCAAUGUUCCCAUUUCUUGCGUGAUGAGCUACAUGGGUAUAUUGAAGAAGCAGCGGCGGAAUUUGGCUUGCAGAGCAGCUUGCGCAAAAAGAACCCUUGGGAGGUCUCCAGCCGGCUGGUGACUCGCAAACAAGCUCUUGAUGAUGUAGACAUGAAGAGACCUCAUGAGGUGAAGGAGGAUAUCAAGCUGCCAAGUCGCGAGGGUGACGAAGGAAUCGUCAAAGCCCCGCGCCAUGGAGAUCCCCUUCCUAGUGCCAAGUCGGAGCCGGUUGAGGUAUCAGAUUAUAAAAAGGCCAUCAGUCUGAAGAAGGACCUUGUGCAGGACUAUAGGGCCUCGAUUGGAGGAUACUUUCGCCGUUUUCAACCAGAACACUUUAAUCACGCUGAUGACGGUGACAGCGGCACCAUCUCGAUUGAAGAAGCCCUCGAAUACGCUUUUCUCCGCGCUGAUUUGGACUUCGUUGCCGCUCAAGCCCGAAAAGCCGAUCCGGAUGACUCGAGAGGAGGCUCUACUGCAUCGAUUGUGCUCAUCUCAACGCCUACGCCCGCGCCAUUUUGGCAUCCCGGUGCGCAUUCUUCGAUUAUUGUGGCACAUGUGGGCGAUACCCGUGUGCUACUGUGCGAUACUGCGACCGGUCUCGCCCAGCCCCUGACUUCAGAUCACCAUCCCACCACACCAGGCGAGAGCAGACGUUUGCGUAGGUACGCUCCGGCUGGCUCCAUGGUUUCUAACGAUAGCUUCGGAGAGGAACGCAUUGCAGGUCUAGCCAACAGCCGGGCUUUCGGUGACAUCAAGAGCAAGCGCAUAGGCGUCUCUGCAGAGCCAGAAAUCACAAGGGUAGAGCUCGGCCCCGCCCAGUACUCCUUCAUAGUCCUCAUGAGCGACGGCGUCUCUGGCACGCUGAGCGACCAAGAGAUUGUGGACGUCAUCAAGGAGGCCAAGACCCCUGAGGAGGGCGCGCGCCGCGUUGUCGACUACGCAACGGAAGUUUCUGACGAUGGCGACAAUGCGACAUGCCAGGUCGUGCGGCUAGGUGGCUGGGAGCGUCGUUCUGAAGGUGGCCUGGGUAGUCUGGGGACCAAGGAGUUCAGAGAUGCCCGACGUGCAGAGGCGCAAGACCCGCGACGACGACGCGGGAAGCUGUAA
This is a messenger RNA of Trichoderma breve, 1872 nucleotides long. Its product is annotated as protein phosphatase 2C domain-containing protein. Gene Ontology annotation, molecular function: cation binding; protein serine/threonine phosphatase activity. The coding region runs from base 1 to 1872 and encodes 623 amino acids. NCBI's taxonomy places the organism in Eukaryota, Fungi, Ascomycota, Sordariomycetes, Hypocreales, Hypocreaceae. The transcript is spliced from 2 exons. The record is from RefSeq and is a predicted model, not a curated record. Gene Ontology annotation, biological process: protein dephosphorylation.